AUGAGCAACUUUGCUGUUUCUCCUUCAUCUUCAUCAAUGAUGCUGUUUCCCAAAAAAUACGAUGUUUUUCUUAGCUUUCGAGGUGAAGAUACACGCGACAACAUCACAAGCCAUCUUUACGAAGCACUGAAGCAAAAGAAAGUUGAAACCUAUAUAGACUACAAGCUACAAAAAGGAGAGGGAAUUGGACCAUCACUCAUCACAGCCAUUGAAGAGUCACAUGUUUCUGUUGUCAUCUUCUCAGAAAACUACGCUUCCUCCAAGUGGUGUUUGGAUGAAAUUGUGAAGAUCAUGGAAUGCAAAAAAGGUCGAGGACAGAUUGUGAUACCUGUGUUCUAUAAAAUAGAUCCAUCACAUGUGAGAAACCAGAGAGGGACAUAUAAGGAAUGGUUUGACAAACAUGAGUUAGAUCUACCGAGGAACAAUAAUCAGAGGUUGUUCAAUUGGAGAAGUGCUCUCACAGAAGCAGCAAAUUUGUCUGGUUGGGACUUUCAAACGUAUAGGUCUGAAUCUCAAUUCAUAAAAGACAUCGUUAAAGAUGUUUCGCAACGACUGAAUCGUGUAAACCAAUUCGAAUUAAAGGGGUUUGUUGGAAUAGAGGAAAACUAUGAAGGAGUUAAAUCAUUAUUGGAAAUGGACUCAAAAAAAGUUCAAGUGAUUGGUAUAUGGGGCAUGGGUGGCAUUGGCAAAACCACUCUAGCAAUUGCUUUAUAUGCCAAACUCUCUUCUCAUUUUGAAGGUCAUUGUUUCUUAGAAAAUGUUAGAGAACAAACAGAAAAAAACAGUAUCAAUUUCAUGCGCAACAAACUUGUUUCAGAGCUCUUAGAGGAAGAAAAUCUCCAUGUUAAUGUACCUAAAGUUGAAUAUCUUUCUGUUACCAAUAGGCUUCGACGUAAAAAGGUUCUUAUUGUGUUGGAUGAUGUGGCUAACUCUGAACAAUUAGAUGAAUUAAUCAUUGAUUAUGAUUGUUUAGGACUUGGAAGUAGAGUGAUUGUAACUACUAGAGAUAAACAUAUUGUUAGCAUUGUUGAUAAAAUUUAUGAGGUGAAGGAAUUGAACAAACACAACUCUCUUGAGCUUUUUUGUUUGAAAGCAUUCAAAGCAAAGGUUCCUAAAAGUGGAUAUGAAGAGCUCUCAAAAAAUAUUGUUGCCAAUUGCAAAGGUAACCCUUUGGCUUUAAAAGUUUUAGGUGCACGGUUGCAUUCGAGGAGUAAGCUAAAAUGGAAAAGUGAAUUGGAGAAGCUUAAGACGAUUCCGGACAUAAAAAUUCAAAAUGUGUUGAAAUCGAGUUAUGAUGAUUUGGAUGAUGAUCAAAGGAAUAUAUUUCUAGACAUUGCAUGCUUUGUCAAAGAAGAAUCUAAAGAUCGUGUAACAAAUUUGUUUAAAGCUUAUAAUUUUUUCCCCGAUAUUGGGAUAGAUGAUCUUGUAGAAAAGUCUCUUGUAACAAUUUCAAAUAAGGGUACAAUACAAAUGCAUGACUUAAUACAAGAAAUGGGUUGGAAUAUCGUUCGUCAAGAAUCUCCCAAAGAUCCGGGGAGUAGAACUCGAUUGUGGAAACCAAAUGAAGUGUAUGAUGUCCUGAAAUAUAAUAAGGGAACUAAAGUUGUAGAAGGCAUAACUUUAGAUGUGUCUAAGAUUGAGGAUCUACAUUUGAGCUCUGAUUCCUUUACAAAUAUGUUUGAAAUGAGAUAUCUUAAAUUCUAUUAUGGGAAGAAGAAUGAAACAAGUAACAUAUAUCUUCCCAACGGUCUGGAUUCAUUGUCUGACAAAUUGAGGUACCUUGAAUGGCAUAGAUACUGUCUGAAGUCUUUGCCAUCUAAAUUUAGUGCAAAAUUGCUUGUAGAACUUUUGAUGCCUUUCAGCAACCUUCAAAAGCUUUGGGAUGGAGUUCAGGAUCUUGCGAAUUUGAAGGAAAUUGACCUUAGAUUCUGCAAAGAGCUAGUUGAGAUUCCAGAUUUGUCUAAGGCUAGAAAUUUGGAAUGGUUAUCGCUUUCUCAGUGUAGAAAUUUGCACGAAAUCCAUCCCUCCAUUUUGUCACUCAACAAGCUUAAAAAUCUCGAAUUAGAAGGUUGUACAAAGAUCGAAAGUCUAAUUCAAAUGGACAACAAUCAUUUAGAAUCUCUCCAAAACAUCCAACUUAGCAAUUGCUCAUCAUUGAAAGAAUUUUCAGUCACUUCAAACAAACUCGAGAAAUUGUGGUUAGAUGGUACUUCUAUCCAAGAAUUGUCCCCGUCGGUUUGGUGCUGCGAGAAACUGAAGAUGAUUGAUCUACAUAACUGUGACAAUCUUGUGGGUUUUGGGGACAACAUUCAAAACUAUAUAGGAAUUGGAUCUCUUAAUACUAUAGUCCUUUCAGGGUGCAAAGGACUGAAUGCAUCAAAUCUUGGUUUCAACGUCAAAUCAUGGCAAGCAACUUUAACAUCACUGAGUUUGGAAAAUUGUUGCAACUUAGAGACACUCCCUGAUAGCAUUGGUUUAUUAUCAUCAUUACAAUGCUUAAAACUAAGCGGAAGCAAUGUUGAGAGUUUGUCCCCAAAUAUCAAAAACCUUAACAACCUUAAAGAGUUAAGGCUAGACAACUGCAAGAAACUAGUGUCUGUCCCGGAGCUUCCUUCGUCGUUGCGAUUAUUUAGUGCUAUCAACUGCAUUUCUCUAAAAACAGACCUUACUGCAUUGGACAUAGCCUUUGAACAUAGACCUAAACCUCAACCGUAUCCUCAGUCAGUGUUCUUCCCUGGUGCUCAUGUUCCCAAGAGAUUUAGCUAUAAGGGUUCAACUUCUGAAGUAAAUAUUAAGCAUCUUCCAGAAUCUGGUUUAUAUGGUUUAGUUUUUUGUCUUGUUCUUUCAGGGUCAAAUGAUAAGUAUGGAAUUGUUCAAUUUUCUGUUAACCAAAAUACCAAAAAAAUAGGUGGAAAAGCUACCUCAUUGCGUAAUCUGCAUUUGGUUAUGGAUCAUGUGUUUCUUUGGUAUUUGGACAUUAGGAGUGGUGCUAAACACAUUUCUUUGCAUAGCCAAAUCGAAGAAAGUGGAGCAUGGGAUAAUCCUUGUGAUAUAUCAUUUCAAUUUUCACUUGAAAAUGAGGAGGGAGAAUGGUCAACAAAGAGGAUAAGAGGGAGUGGAGUCUUACCACUUUAUCACUUACAAGAAUCUUUGGAGACCAACGAUUUGCACCUCGAGCCUAAACCCGAACUUGAGCUAGAUUCUUGUGAUAUAAUAUCCGAGCUAGAAAGUUUAUUAUGUGAUAGUUACAUGUCUUCUCCCAUGUGCACUGACUCAACAACUAUUUCAACACUUCUUGAAAAUUUAGAUACUCUUUUGGAGACACCACUUGAAAUUCUCUCUUCAGACAAUGAAGUGAAGCAAAAGUUCCAUCAAAUUUUGGAACAACUCGGCCAAUUUGAAAAACAAAUCCCUGCUAAGCUUCAUCAUGUCAUUUGCAAGUUAAGAACUUUCACUGAAGGGGUUGAUGUAAGAUUUGGGAGUGCUCAAAAAACUAUCCAAGAUUAUAAUCUUCUGCUUCAAUCAAGGACUGAUAUAUCGAAGCAAUUGGUAAGUGUCAAAGCUCGAGAAUGCCAAAAUAAAUCGGAAACCUCUCGUGGUAAGAGAGAGUUUGAAAGGAUCAAUUCUGAGAUUGUUGAACUAGAACAGAAGUUAAGUGGUCUUGUUGAGAUUAGAGACAAGUUGAAAAGAGAAUUGGAGCAUUGUGAUGUGAUAGAUAAAAACCUUAAGACAGAAGUUGCACAAUGCAAGAGUGUGUUAUUAAAUCUGAAAGAGUCUGAGGUUUCUUACAAAGAGGCCUUAACUAAUAAGAAGAAAGUUGAAGAUGAAUGGACUGAUUUGAAAAAGAACUUUGCUACCAAUAAGAUUUGA
Messenger RNA from Vicia faba (fava bean), 3870 nucleotides. NCBI's taxonomy places the organism in Eukaryota, Viridiplantae, Streptophyta, Magnoliopsida, Fabales, Fabaceae. The record is from the annotation of a GenBank genome assembly.